AUGAACAUACUGAUAAAUUCUGCUGUGGGAGAAAAUCCAUCUACAUUUAGUACAAUCAGUGCAAUAUUCAAGAUUCACUAUGGCCCAUUUCAUCCUAUUCUGAGUGACCCUUAUCAGUAUCCUUAUCUUUAUCCUUAUCCUUAUCUGUGUCAGAUUGCCCCCAAGGACACAAGGCUGGCUUUUGCCAUGGUCUCCUUAAUGCUGCAUUUCAACUGGACCUCGGUGGGACUGGUCAUCUCUGAUGAUGACCAAGGUAUUCAGUUUCUCUCAGACUUGAGAAAAAAUAUGCAAGGAAGUGAAAUCUGUUUAGCCUUUGUGAAUGUGAUCCCAUUAAACAUGGAGUUAUACAAUACAAGGGCUGAGACAUAUUAUAAUCAAAUUGUGACAUCAUUGGCAAAUGCUGUGAUCAUAUAUGGUGAAAUGAAUUCCACACUAGAAGUGAGCUUUAGAAGAUGGGCCUAUGUAGGCAUCUGGAGGAUCUGGGUCACUAUUUCACAGUGGGAUGUUGUCACCACAUACAAGAAGAGACAUCAGGAGAUUCCCAAUUUCAAAAAAAUUAUUCAUACAAUGAACACUUCAAAAUAUCCAAUAGACAUUUCUCUGAUGCGGUCAGAAUGGAUGUACUUUAAUUGUUCAGAUAUUGAAUCUAAAUGUAGAACACAGAGUAAGUGUUCACCCAAUACAUCUUUAGAAUGGUAUGCAGGUCAAGGAUUUGACAUGGCCAUGAAUGAUGAGACUCAUAAUCUAUACAAUGCUGUGUAUGCUUUGGCAUAUGCCCACCAAAAUUUUUUUUUUCAACAUGUAGAUAUUCAUCCAAUGCCACCUCAACACCUAGUUGACUGCCCAAAGCUUUACAGCUCUCUGAAGAACAUGCAAUUUAUUAACCCAGUUGGAGACCUAGUGACUAUUAAUGAGAAAACAAAAUUUGAUGCAGACUAUGAUAUUCUCCACAUUUGGAAUUUUCCACGAGGUCUUAGAAUAAAGGUGAAAAUAGGACAGUUUUCUUCAUAUUUGCCUCUUGGUCACCAAUUGUAUUUAUCUGAUGAGACACUAGAGUGGGCCUUCAGGAGUAGGCAGAUUUCCUCCUCUGUAUGCAGUGAGAUUUGCAGGCCUGGUUUCAGGAAGUUCAGCCAGGAGGGAAAGGCAGUUUGCUGUUUUGAUUGUUCCCCUUGCCCAGAAAAUGAGAUAUCUAAUAAAACAGGUAUGGAUCAAUGUGUGAAGUGUCCAAUCGAUAAGUAUGCCAACAUAGAGCAAACACACUGUCUUCAAAAAAUUGUGACAUUUCUGUCUUAUGAAGACCCCUUGGGGAUGGCUCUGGCUUUCUUGGCCCUGUGCUUCUCUGCACUCACUGCUCUUGUUCUUGGGGUUUUUGUGAAGUACCAAGACACACCAAUUGUGAAGGCCAAUAAUCGAACAAACAGCUACAUCCUGCUCAUCUCCCUCGAGUUUUGUUUCCUCUGUUCAUUUCUCUUCAUUGGACAUCCCAACACAGCCAAAUGCAUCCUGCAGCAGAUCACAUUUGCAGUUCUGUUCACUGUGGCUGUGUCCACUAUCUUGGCCAAAACAAUUACUGUGGUUCUGGCCUUCAAGGUCACUGCUCCAGGAAGAAAGAUGAGGGGGCUGGUAUCAGGAGCACCUAAUUUCAUCAUUCCCAUCUGUACCUUGAUCCAACUUGUUCUCUGUGGGAUCUGGCUGGGAACAUUCCCUCCCUUUGUUGACACUGAUGCCCACUCAGAACAUGGGCACAUCAUCAUUGUGUGCAAGAAAGGCUCAGUCACUGCUUUCUACUAUGUCCUGGGAUACCUGGUAUCUCUGGCUGUAGGGAGCUUCACUGUGGCUUUCCUGGCCAGAAACCUGCCUGAUACAUUCAAUGAAGCCAAGUUCCUGACCUUCAGCAUGCUGGUGUUCUGCAGUGUGUGGGUCACCUUCCUCCCUGUCUACCAUAGCACCAAGGGGGAGGGCAUGGUAGUAGUGGCGGUCUUCUCUACCUUGGCCUCCAGUGCUGGGUUAUUAGGUUGAAUCUUUUUCUACAAGUGCUACAUCAUUUUAUUAAGACCCAGUAGGAAUUCUCCUCAGAGUAUUAAGAAGAAAACAUGGUUCAACCAAUUGAUUUUUAAAUUUUAA
Jaculus jaculus (lesser Egyptian jerboa) is the source of this 2124-nucleotide messenger RNA. Its product is annotated as vomeronasal type-2 receptor 116-like. Gene Ontology annotation, biological process: G protein-coupled receptor signaling pathway. The record is from RefSeq and is a predicted model, not a curated record. NCBI's taxonomy places the organism in Eukaryota, Metazoa, Chordata, Mammalia, Rodentia, Dipodidae. Gene Ontology annotation, cellular component: membrane. Gene Ontology annotation, molecular function: G protein-coupled receptor activity.